Hipposideros armiger (great roundleaf bat) is the source of this 2875-nucleotide messenger RNA. RefSeq names its product paralemmin (gene PALM). The coding region runs from base 270 to 1406 and encodes 378 amino acids. Lineage: Eukaryota; Metazoa; Chordata; Mammalia; Chiroptera; Hipposideridae. The record is from RefSeq and is a predicted model, not a curated record. Gene Ontology annotation, cellular component: plasma membrane. The transcript has 9 exons. Gene Ontology annotation, biological process: positive regulation of filopodium assembly; regulation of cell shape; negative regulation of adenylate cyclase activity.
AGGUGGGAGGGGACCGGGCGGGGAGGAGAACGACAGAGAAACGCGGUGGCGGCGGCGGCGACGCGCGCGCCCAGCCCACCCCCCGCACCCGCCGCCCGGACAAUAAACAGCCGCGAGCGGAGCAAUGCCCGAGCGGGUGCCGUCGCCCCCGCGCCGCGCUACCCAGGUCCCCAGGCCUUAGCCCGCCGAUUCCUAGCACCUCGGCCCGAGCGCCCUCUCGCGCCAUCCCCCGCCCAGCAUCACGGACCCACCCGGACUUCGGAGGGGAAAUGGAGACCCUGGUGGCAGAGACCACAUCCCAGCAGGAGCGGCUGCUGGCCAUUGCAGAAAAGCGGAAGAGGCAGGUGGAGAUUGAUAGCAAGCGGCGGCAGCUGGAGGAUGACCGGCGGCAGCUGCAGCACCUGAAGUCCAAGGCAUUGCGGGAACGCUGGCUGCUGGAGGGGACACCAUCCUCCGCCUCAGAGGGGGAUGGGGACAUGAGGAAACAGAUGCAAGAGGAUGAGCAGAAGGCCCGGCUUCUGGAGGAGUCCAUCUCCAGGCUGGAGAAGGAAAUUGAGGUGCUAGAGAACACAGAUGUGCCCCCAGUCGCCAUCAAGGAGAACGUGGCAACCCCGAGCCUGGCCAAGGAGGCCCAGAAGGCAGAGGUGGUGCUGAAUUCUCGUCAGACUCCGGUGGGCACGCCCAAAGAGAAGCAUGUCCCCAACACCCCCAUGAGGAUGGUCGAAGGCUCCACCAUGAUGAAGGCAGCCAUGUACUCUGUCGAGAUCACAGUGGAGAAGGACAAGGUGACCGGGGAAACCCGGGUGCUAUCCAGCACCACCUCGCUCCCUCGGGAGCCCCUCCCUCAGGGCGUCAAGGUCUACGAGGACGAGACCAAAGUGGUCCAUGCUGUGGAUGGCACUGCAGUGAAUGGGAUCCAGCCCCUGAGCUCCUCUGAGGUGGACGAACUCAUCCACAAGGCAGACGAGAUCACGCUCAGCGAGGCAGGGCCCGUGGCCGGGGCAGCGGAGACCCGCGGGGUGUCCGAGGAGGCCUUGCGGACCACCACACCCUCCCGGCGAGAGAUCGCUGGGGUGCAGGCGCAGCCAGGUGAGGCCACGUCGGGCCCGCCGGGUGUCCAGCCUGGCCAGGAGCCCCCGGUCACCAUGAUCUUCAUGGGCUACCAGAAUGUGGAGGACGAGGCAGAGACCCAGAAGGUGCUGGGGCUGCAGGACACCAUCACCGCGGAGCUGGUGGUCAUUGAGGACACAGCUGAGUCCAAGGGGGAUGCCCCGCCCAACGGCAGCGCGGCUGAGCCCCCUGCCACUUUGGGCUCCAGGGAAGAGAACCAGGUUGGGCCUGAGGUCAGCGACACCCAGGACCUCGACAUGAAGAAGCAGCGCUGUAAAUGCUGCUCUGUCAUGUGAUCCGCCCGUCCCCAGACCCAGGCCCCGCCCUCCACGCCACAGACACCCGCAGCCCGGCAGCACCUGCCCUCCCCCACCCACAAUCACAGGCCCCAGGACAUGCUGUGUUGUUACAUCUUCCUUCUGAGUUUUCUUUCACUGGAAAGAGAGGAACAGGGGUCCCCCACCCCUCACCACCCCAGCAUACCCUAAACCAUUGAGCUGUGCCCCUGGUAGGAGAGAGACACCGACAGUCCCGCUUUUCCUGAGGAGGCCCACCUGCCAUGUUGCAGCAAUUCCACUGAUGGGCUCUCACCCAGUUGUCCUGGCUGGUGGAACCCGGGGCCCCUGUCCAGUCCCAGGCCAGCCCAUCACCCUUGGGCCUCCUGCCUGUGCCUUCCUGCCACCUCCAGUGAGGUCCCCGAGGGGAUAUCCCACCACAGGGGCCCUGGGGAGCCAAGGGGUCCUGGAGGCCUACUCUUUCCCCAUUCAGCCCCUGGAAGUGGGGUUCCCCAGCCAAGACUUUGGCAGCCGGAUCUCAGGCAGUUGGGGUGAGGCUUUGCCUCAUUGGGGAGCCUCGGACAGAGACCUGGCUCCAGGUCUCUGGGGUGGAGCAUGGGCCCCUAUGGACACCCCCAGCCUGAUGUGCCCCCACCUCUAUGCUCUGUGGGCAAAAUCAGUGGACGAUGGAGACUGGGAAGAGGGAGCCCUGGGGACAUGACCCCAUUCAGGAGGGUUCUGUGACCCCUGCGCUGUCUUCUGGAUGGGGCAAGUGAGGGUCUUCGAGCUGCCCCCGCACAAGGUGGGGCCGUGUAAACCUCUUAUCCUGAGCUCCCACCUCCACUGGGUUCUCCUUCCUGGUGCUAAUUUGGUGACUCUGGGGGGCUGCCCCUGCUCCUCCUCCAGCCAGCUUGGACCAGGGUCCUGGUUCCACCACUCCCACCCCCGCCCCCCCAUCGUAUCCCAGAGAUCGGGCCCUCUGCCAGCUCUCCUGGGCUGCUAAGGGGGCAGGCCUGGAGCAGGGAGCUUUCCUGAGUUGCAACAGGAGACCCUCACUGGCCUCCCAGCCCAAUGUGAGCCUCCCCUCCAUCUCCGGUAGAAGGACUCCCCUCCUGGGAUGUGCACACAUGUCUCCCAGGUUGCAGGCGCACUCAAGCCCACACUCACAGACCCUCUGAUGUGUGGGCUGUGGGAUGACCAGGUUCCCCGCCUGAUGCCUAGGCCCAGGCCACCCCCGCCUCAGCACGGGGAGCUCUGGGGCUGCCUUGGGCCACAGCCCUGGCCCAUCUUAGCUCUGCCCCUCGGUGGUGGAAGGAGAGGCCCUCUCUGAAGUGGCCCCAGGCAGCGGUGUGGACCCCUUCCCUCCAGUCGCCGAGUCCUCGAGCUAUGAGCCUCUGCUGAAGUGCCCUUGCUGCCCUUCUGCUUUUGAUGUGUGACAGGCCCUGUGUUCUUGACUUUCCCAGAGAAGCAAAUAAACCGUGUGAACAGUC